Xenia sp. Carnegie-2017 is the source of this 1505-nucleotide messenger RNA. RefSeq lists its product as uncharacterized. NCBI's taxonomy places the organism in Eukaryota, Metazoa, Cnidaria, Anthozoa, Malacalcyonacea, Xeniidae. The transcript has a single exon. The coding region runs from base 1 to 1311 and encodes 436 amino acids. The record is from RefSeq and is a predicted model, not a curated record.
AUGCAACAAAAAUCAUACCCAUCAUUGGACAUCACAGCCUUUGCUUCACAACAAGCCAGCUGGAAAUGUUUUGAUUCCUGCAGCAAUAAUAUUAACCGGGAGACUUUUGAGCCAAUGAAGCAAUUUUCCAUGGCAUUUAAUUUGACUUUUGUGAAUAAGUAUCAAUUCUAUAAAGUUCAAGAUGAAAUUGUAUUCCCAGUCAUAAAUUCAACCUAUGAAAAGCAACAAAACAAUUUAUUGCAAAUAAUAAAAGAAGCUAAGGCAAUUAACUUAUGUGGUGAUGGACGAUCUGACAGUCCUGGGCACAAUGCCAAAUAUGGAACUUACACUUUAAUGGACGAAAGUUCUGGAAAAAUUCUUGACUUCUCCUUGGUUCAUGUAUCAGAGGUUUCUUCUUCAUAUGCCAUGGAAAAUGAAGGUUGUCAACGGUCUCUCAACAAACUCAUCAACCAAGAUGUGAAGAUAAGGUCAUUGACAACUGAUCGUCAUGUUCAAAUCACAUCUGAGUUGAAGAAGAAAUAUCCUUCAAUAAUCCAUCAGUUUGAUGUGUGGCAUUUGUCAAAGUGGGUUACCAGAAAGUUGUCAAAAAAAGCCCAGAAACAUGAACCCCUACUCAAAUGGGUGCAGUCUGUAUCCAACCAUUUGUGGUGGUGCUCUCAGUCUUGCAAGGGAGAUGCAGAUUUGUUGCAAGAAAAAUGGGUUUCCAUAUUAAAUCAUGUUGUCAAUAAGCACAAGUGGAAGGAGGGAAAAUACUUUAAAAAGUGCGCCCAUGGUCGGCUUUCUGAAAGAAAACAAAGAAAAACAAAGUGGUUAGAAAAUGGCUCUGCUGCUCAUGUUGCUUUAGAAGAAAUCGUACUUAACAAAAAACUAUUAAAAGACUUAACAAAGCUAACAGAAUUUCACCACACUGGGGAACUUGAGGUUUACCACUCACUUCUCCUAAAAUACUUACCCAAACGUCUUCACUUUUCGUACAAAGGUAUGCUUGCAAGAACCAAGUUGGCAGUGAUAGACCACAAUGUAAACACUGGCAGAAAACAAGCACAAGUUCAAUGUGGAAAGCAGCAAGGGGAAAAGCGAUAUAAUAUCGUGUUCCCAAAAGGGCGAAAAAAUUGGGUAGCCAAGCCAAUUAUGGCGAGUAAGUCGUAUUCUUUUGUGCAAGGUAUGAUGGAAGAUGUCUGCUGUUUUAAUGUAAAAAAUGUACAUAACAAGAUUUCUUUACCAGCAAACAUUCCAAGAAAUAUUGCAUCUAUAGAAAAGCCAAACAAAGAAAGUGUUAUACAAGCACACAAAUCAAGAAUGGGUAAAUAGUCCCCAAAAAAUAUUUAUAAUGUAUAUAUCAAUAUUUAUAAUUAAUAAUAAGAGAAUGUCUAAUAGUAAAGUAGCCCAAUUUUUGUUUUGCUAUGCAAAUUCAUUAGCAAAGGCACUUUUCAAUUAUGUACACCAAAAUCCUUGCAUAGCACAAAUAAAGAAUUGGUUUGGCUUGGCCAUUAUAAUUUGUAUUU